AUGUUUUCGAUACCUUGUAAGAUAGGAGACCUUAAACUUGAUAGAGCUAUGCUUGAUCUGGGAGCUUCUAUAAAUGUCAUGCCUAGGAGUAUCUACGAUAGGGUUCAAUUAGGUGUAUUAAAAGACACAGGACUGAUAAUUCAACUUGUAGAUAGGAGUAAUGCCGACCCUGAUGGUGUUUUAGAAGAUGUUCUAGUGCAAGUAAAUGAGUUAGUCUUUCCAGCUGAUUUUUAUGUUUUAGACAUGGGACCUAACGAUAAUUCAAUUGAUGUGCCCUUACUCUUAGGAAGACCUUUUCUUAAGACAGCUAGAACGAUAAUUGAUGUGCAUAAAGGGAAUUUAACUAUGGAAUUUGAUGGUGAGAUAAUUAAAUUUAAUAUAUUUGAUGCUAUGAGAUAUCCCACUGAUAUUAAUUUCGUAUUUACUCUUGAUGUAAUUGACAAUUUUGUUCAAGAUGUCUAUGAAUUAGGGGAUGAGAACGAGUUGAAAAGCGUUCUAGCUAAGAGCAUUUUUGAUAUCGACAGGCAUGGAUUUAUCAUUUCUGAUUCUUUAAUUAAUUCGGUUUGUGCAUUAGACUCGCCUCAGUUAACACGCUUCAAGCCGAUCCUCUCUAACCUUACGGUGACUGGUAAGCAAAUUCCUUCAUUGAUUUCACCACCUAAAUUGGAAUUAAAAGAGCUGCCCGAAAAUUUAAAAUACGUUUAUUUAGGGGAAAAUCAAACUUUACCAUUGAUAGUGUCGAAUGCUUUAACCGAGAUGCAAGAAUCUAAGCUGCUUAGAGUUCUUAGGGAGAAUAAAGAAGCCUUCGGUUGGACACUAGCCGAUAUUCGGGGCCUUAGUACUACUUUAUGUACUCACAAGAUAGCCUUAGAACCAGAUUCAGUCCCUAAAAGAGACCCCCAACGCCGCUUGAAUCCACCAAUGAUAGAGGUAGUUAAGAUUGAAAUUUUAAAAUGGUUGGAAGUUGAUGUCAUUUAUCCUAUAGCUGAUUCGAAAUGGGUAAGUCCAAUUCAUGUUGUCCCUAAAAAGGGAGGAACCACAAUAGUUACCAAUGAAGAAGGGUUGGAAAUUCCUACAAGGGUGCAGAACGGCUGGCGGGUACCUAUUGCACCUGAGGAUCAAGAGAAGACCACUUUCACUUGCCCGUUUGGAACUUACGCCUUCAAGAGAAUGCCUUUCGGAUUAUGCAAUGCACCAGCCACUUUUCAAAGAGUUCUUAGGUGUUGCAUUGACACUAAUCUGAUAUUGAAUUUUGAGAAAUGUCAUCUCAUGGUUGAAAAGGGUGUAGUAUUGGGGCAUGUCGUCUCAGCUAAAGGUUUAGAAGUCGAUCAAGCCAAAGUCGAGAUAUCGUCAUCUUUAUGUGCAUUGCUAGGUAAGGAUGUGGCAUUCGAAUUUAAUGAGAGUUUUAAAAAAGCUUUUGAUGAAUUGAAAUUGAAAUUGAUCACGGCCCCUAUCAUUCAAGGACCGAAUUAUGCAUUACCCUUUGAGAUUUUAUGUGAUGCUAUUGAUAAGGCUGUUGGUGCGGCUCUAGGACCAAGAAAUGGGAGAGAGUCUUAUAUUAUUAGGUAUGCUAACGAGCUAUUAAACCCAGCUCAAUGCAAUUACACCACGACCGAGAAAGAGGAAUUUGACCUGGAAAUUAAAGAUAAGAAAGGUAAAGAGAACCUUGUGGCCGAUCAUUUGAGUAGGAUAAAGACUGGAAUUUUGAGGGAUGAGCCGAGUGAUUUAUUUCCCGAUGAGAGACUUUAUAGUGUGUCUAGUGUUUUUCCAUGUUUGGCAGGUGAAGAGCGCAAGUUGAAGCUGCAAGAAUUGGAGGAGUUGCGCGUAGAGGCAUAUGACAAUCCGGUCAUCUACAAAGGGGAGCGAGCAGCUUGGAUGGAGGAGAUCAAUCUUAAGGAUCCAUGA
This is a messenger RNA of Gossypium raimondii (Peruvian cotton), 1905 nucleotides long. RefSeq lists its product as uncharacterized. NCBI's taxonomy places the organism in Eukaryota, Viridiplantae, Streptophyta, Magnoliopsida, Malvales, Malvaceae. The record is from RefSeq and is a predicted model, not a curated record. The transcript is spliced from 7 exons. Bases 1 to 1905 code for a protein of 634 amino acids.